UGACCGAGUUUCAUCGUUUUCACUUUUGUUUUGGGUCUUGCUCGCCAUCCUCCGGGCCUCUGUAGUGAGCCAGGGGGUGACGCAAUACAGGCAGAAGAUGUCUUUAACGGCCUCUCAUAUGGUUUCUUUAGGCAGACUUUAAGUUAUGUAACACAUUUUUAGAUCGCACGACCGGUCCGGGGACACGUGUUUAUUUGAGAUGAGCUUCGUCGUUGUAGAAACGUUUGCACAUAGCAUGAUGGCAACACUUUCACAGACAAAGGAACUGUUGCGGAGAGCAGACGCUGUCUGUUUCGAUGUGGACAGCACAGUUAUCAAAGAAGAAGGCAUAGAUGAACUUGCCAAGUUUUGUGGUGUGGGGGAUGCAGUCACUGAAAUGACUCGCAAUGCUAUGGGCGGCUCAAUGACAUUUAAAACGGCCCUGACUGAGCGUCUUUCCAUCAUCCGAUGCUCCAGAGAACAAGUGAACAAACUGAUCACAGACCACCCACCUCAGCUGACUCCAGGUAUCAGCAUGAUGGCAACACUUUCACAGACAAAGGAACUGUUGCGGAGAGCAGACGCUGUCUGUUUCGAUGUGGACAGCACAGUUAUCAAAGAAGAAGGCAUAGAUGAACUUGCCAAGUUUUGUGGUGUGGGGGAUGCAGUCACUGAAAUGACUCGCAAUGCUAUGGGCGGCUCAAUGACAUUUAAAACGGCCCUGACUGAGCGUCUUUCCAUCAUCCGAUGCUCCAGAGAACAAGUGAACAAACUGAUCACAGACCACCCACCUCAGCUGACUCCAGGUAUCAGGGAGCUCGUGGAGCAUCUGCACCAGCGCAACAUAAAGGUGUUCCUCAUCUCAGGUGGCUUCCGCUGCAUCGUUGAACAUGUGGCCGCUCAGCUAAACAUUCCUCUGCAUCAUGUCUACGCCAACCGGCUCAAGUUCUACUUCAAUGGAGAGUAUGCUGGUUUUGAUGAGAGUCAGCCCACGGCCGAGAGUGGUGGAAAAGGAAAGGUCAUCAGCAUGCUGAAGGAACAAUACGGCUUCAAGACUGUGGUGAUGAUUGGAGAUGGAGCCACUGAUCUAGAGGCAUGCCCUCCUGCUAGUGCUUUCAUUGGAUUUGGUGGCAAUGUCAUCAGGCCGCAGGUUAAGGAGAGGUCUUCGUGGUACGUGACAAGUUUUGGGGAGCUGCUAAAGGAACUGGAAAAGAUUUAAAGAUGCUAAAAGAGUACUGUUACUAAUUUUAACAUUUUAUAUUUGCACCUAAGGGUGUGCCUCUGAUUUUAUCCAGUGCAUUUUUACUUCAGCAUUCAAUAGAUCUUUUAUAAUGAAUGAAGAUGUUUACAUUAGUGAGACCAAUUUUACCUUUAAAUCAUGGGAAUGUUGCCCUAUUGAUUUUUAUACUAGAAGAUACUAAAAUAAUAACCAAACACUGUCUAUGUGGAGGUUAAGAAGAAUAUUUUUGUGUUUUUGCACUUUUUGCAUUAAAACCUUUAGGUAAGCUAAUACAACUCCUGCAUAUUAUGGCAUGUGCAAUAGAAAUGUUUUAAUUCUGUAUGGGUACUAAGAGCUGUAAACAGACAUGUUAAUGAGUGUGUUGACUUCAGUCGUAUAGAGAACAUCAGCAUUAAAUAUAAGAACAUGCUGUCAAA
Messenger RNA from Siniperca chuatsi (mandarin fish), 1635 nucleotides. RefSeq names its product phosphoserine phosphatase (gene psph). Gene Ontology annotation, cellular component: cytoplasm. Lineage: Eukaryota; Metazoa; Chordata; Actinopteri; Centrarchiformes; Sinipercidae. The transcript has 8 exons. The record is from RefSeq and is a predicted model, not a curated record. The coding region runs from base 200 to 1198 and encodes 332 amino acids. Gene Ontology annotation, molecular function: magnesium ion binding; L-phosphoserine phosphatase activity. Gene Ontology annotation, biological process: L-serine biosynthetic process; dephosphorylation.